AUGAUGACAGCGAAAAGGCCCUCCACUCUCAAUGCACGGCUCCUCAUUCUCCUCUGCGGCAUCCUUUUCAUCAACGCAGCGGGGGCAACAACAGCGACUCUCACCGAGUCCCCGGCCUAUGCGUCGCAACAACCCUGCGCAAAAAGCUGCUUCUACUGGGGCGCGUCCUCUAACGGCGGGGCCGAUUUCCUCGCGGACCGGAUUGGCUGCGCAGUCGAUCCCAUCGAGAACGAAUGCAUAUGUCGCUCGGAUCUGCAGCAAUCCGCCGACUCGUUCCUGCUCAAAUGCGUGAGGGAGAACUGUGACGCGAAUGCCUUGGAUGUUUCCAGCGCGGGCGACGUCCGCCGCGCAGACGAGCAGGAUGACUUCAUCGGUACGCGCAUCGCCCCUGCGACCGUCACGGUGACUGUCGUGCAAACGGUCCUCUCGUCUGGCGGAGGGCGUCUGCGGCCGGCGGUCCUUGGGCAGGCUGCAAGACUUGGGAAAAUCCUGCUGUGA
Messenger RNA from Aspergillus thermomutatus, 498 nucleotides. RefSeq lists its product as uncharacterized. NCBI's taxonomy places the organism in Eukaryota, Fungi, Ascomycota, Eurotiomycetes, Eurotiales, Aspergillaceae. The record is from RefSeq and is a predicted model, not a curated record. The transcript has 2 exons. Bases 1 to 498 code for a protein of 165 amino acids.